AUGCGUGUUCCUGUAAUUCUCAUACCUAUCCUGGCUACAGGCGCAGUUUCGCGCUCCGUCUCGUUCGUCGGCCAAACUCCGAUUGCAGACAAGCAACAAAGCAGCACGCUUAUACUAGACGCACCGCGCGGCGAUGUCUGUCCGCUGCCACCAAAAGUUCCGCCGCCAAAGGACGGUUUGCAUUCCUCUCUAGAUUUUGUCCUGGAUCCUUCUUAUCGAUCACGGCAAGUUGAACGAUUGUCGCGUGUUGUUCAGGUGCCCAGUACCUCCACAGAGCUGGAGGAUGAUCCAUGGAGCGAUUAUUAUGCGCCUUUUCUCGAUUUGCAUGAUGAAUUGGAAAAAUUAUUUCCAUUAAUACAUUCCUACGCCAAGGUUGAAAAAGUGAACCGUUUCGGCCUUGCCUAUACCUUCAACGGCACCAAUUCAGCACUCAAACCUGCGCUGUUUAUGGCGCAUCAAGAUGUCGUUCCUAUCGAUGAUCCCGAUGACUGGACCUACCCUCCAUUCUCGGGCUACUUUGAUGGUCAAUGGCUUUGGGGACGGGGUUCCAGCGACUGCAAAAACACACUUAUCGGUGUCUUAUCUGCAGUUGAGGAUUUGCUGAAACAAGGCUGGAAUCCGACUCGCACCCUUGUCUUGUCCUUUGGCUACGAUGAAGAGUCUAAGGGCUGGAAGGGAGCCGGCAGAUUGGCGGAACAUCUCGAGAACCGCUAUGGAAAGAACAGCUUUGAGUUUAUCAUUGAUGAAGGUGGAAUGGGUAUUCAGACUAUCGGAGACAAGAUCUAUGCCGUUCCAGGCGUUGGUGAAAAAGGUUCAGUUGACAUUCACAUCUCUCUCAGUAUUGAUGGCGGUCAUUCGUCUAUUCCACCGGCUCACACUGGUAUCGGAAUCAUCUCCGAAAUCAUCUACCACCUCGAGCGAGAGGACUUAUUCACCCCUAAACUAGACCUCUCACACCCAUCUCGACAAGGACUAACAUGUCAGGCCAAGCAUUCGGCGGACUACGUCGAACCCUGGCUCUGGCCCGCUCUUGAAUCAUCCGAUUACACGGGCCUAGCUGAAGCCCUAGCUGCGUCCCGCGGCGAAAGAGUGCGCUUCCUCUACCAAACCUCACAAGCAGCAGAUCUCAUCAACGGCGGCGUAAAAAUCAACGCCCUCCCAGAAAAGAUCAAUGCCACUGUAAACUACCGAGUCGCCAUCCACGAAAACACAGACGUCGUCCGCGCCCGCGCGAUCAACAUCAUCACUCCCAUCGCCAAAGCCCACAAUCUCACCUUUUCCGCAUUCGGUUCGGGCAAUAAACGCUCGGCAAAUAAUAACCAUCUCGACAUCUCGGAUUUCUCUCUCGCACUUGAACCGGCCCCGAUUAGUCCCACGUCGCCUUCUGAUGCGAUCUGGGCGCGCCUGUCUGGCGUCACUCGUCAGUUCUUCGAAACAUUGACAAACAAGACCGUGCUAGUGGUCGGGGACGUUAUGACCGGUAACACCGAUACGCGAUUUUACUGGAAUUUGACGCGCAAUAUCUGGCGAUUUAGUCCUAUGCGCACAGGCGGGUCGGAGAAUAUUCAUACGGUGGAUGAGAGGGUUGAUAUUGAUGUGCAUUUGGAGGGUUUGGCAUUUUACUAUGAAUUGAUUCGUGCGUUUGAUAAGUAUGAGGAUUAGCUGUGCCUUCAGCGAAAAGAUGCGAUAUAAACCAUGGAAUUGUACGCUGGUACACAUCUAGAGACAUACGUAAGGUCAAAGGAUCUUCGAGUAUCAUAACAUAAGUUAAUCAAAACGGCACUAUGUACAUUCUGGAGCAUAUUCGCUAUCAAUCAUUCAUCUGGAUAUAAUUGUAAGAUUGGCAUAGUAAAAAAGAUCUGUCUAGCAGACCAUGUGUGAUUCACCGAUUUUCUCUCCCCAGAUUCCAUGCUACUUCCAGACCUAAAGCAUAAAAACACCCAAGAUAGCACCAACAACACUACUCAACAAUCCCAUGUGCGGCGCAGCACUGCCACCCGCAGCAAGCGCAAUAGUAGGCGACGAAGUAGGCGCUUUUGUGCCGGAGCCAGUAGCACCACUUCCACCAGGGACAACAGUGGUCUUGAUAAUUGUCGAUUGCGGAACCAGCGACGUAACGGAUCCAGAAACGAAGGUUGAGAAACUGGUGCUGGACAUGGUGAUGGUGCUGUUUCCGCCGGUUGAGACUGAAAUAGGUGGAAUGACGGUGGCGCUGGUUGGGAUGCCAGUUA
Messenger RNA from Talaromyces stipitatus ATCC 10500, 2231 nucleotides. RefSeq names its product vacuolar carboxypeptidase Cps1, putative. The record is from RefSeq and is a predicted model, not a curated record. Gene Ontology annotation, cellular component: fungal-type vacuole lumen. Lineage: Eukaryota; Fungi; Ascomycota; Eurotiomycetes; Eurotiales; Trichocomaceae. Gene Ontology annotation, molecular function: metallocarboxypeptidase activity. Bases 1 to 1662 code for a protein of 553 amino acids. The transcript is spliced from 3 exons.